Molecule: messenger RNA, 351 nt
Organism: Prunus dulcis (almond)
Lineage: Eukaryota; Viridiplantae; Streptophyta; Magnoliopsida; Rosales; Rosaceae
Product: indole-3-acetic acid-induced protein ARG7-like
Exons: 2
Coding region: 1-351 (116 amino acids)
Biological process (GO): response to auxin
Source: RefSeq, a predicted model, not a curated record
AUGGGGUUCUGGAUUCCAGGAAUUGUCAACGCCAAGAAAAGUCUAAACCAUUCAGCUUCUUCAAAGACCUUAGAGAUCCCAAAAGGCCAUUUUGAAGUGUAUGUUGGGAAGAACCAGAAGAAGAGAUUUGUAAUUCCAGUAUCAUACUUGAAUGAGCCUUUAUUCCUGGAUUUGCUUAAUCAAGCUGAAGAAGAAUUUGGAUACGGUCAUCCCAUGGGUUGUAUCACAAUACCCUGCAGUGAAGACAGCUUUGUUCAUCUGACUUCCUGCUUAAGUGAAAAAUGGGAGGAUAUAGGGUUAUCUUCUACCAGAUCUGUUAUAUGCCAUAUGGCAGCAGAUUUUCCAUGCUAG